UAUUUAAUAAUGAUGAAUGUAAUAAGUAAUGUAUGUGUGAUGUUUGUGAGUUGUUAUGUGUUGUUGAUAUGUGGUGUGUGUAUAGUUUCUUGUUGUUGUUUAUUAUUUCUUUCUCAUCAUAUUCUACGUUUGUCUUGUAGCGUUUUCUUGGUUCCACUAUUCUCCAUCUCUUGGCGUCCCGCGCACGCGUGUCAGCAAUGAGACGCGUGUUGGAAAAAACCAACAAGAAGAUUAACACGCAAGACUUCUAUGGACGCACACCACUACAUUACUGUCUACAGAAUGAGGGGCUGACGCACGAGCAACACAAGGAAGUCGCAAUUAUCAAUAUCACCUUUGGCGCGUCAGUGAUAAUAAAAGAGACGGAAGGAAAGACGCCUCUUGAUUUGUAUGAUGAAAAUAAAUGUAAAAGAUACGAAAAAACCACGAGAAGUAAAAAGAAACAAGAUUUAAAAGAAUUACUUGAAAGACUAUCAAUUCCGUCAGAGAUUUUAUCCAGGGGUCCUGAUGCGGUCAAAGCAUUCAAAGAUGCACUUAAAAACGGUGAAAUAACAGUUGUUAAUUCAAGACUGAUGUUUCUUGGUCAAGAGGGUUCCGGUAAAACCUCUUGUGUUAAAGCCAUGCUGGGAAAAGAAUUUAACAAGGCAGAGCCCUCAACCGAUGGUAUUGUUACAACUAAAACUGUCUUUCAAACUGUCGGUAAGGAUUACAGCAUAUGGGAGGAGCAGAAAGAUGUAGACGAGAUUGAACGAACUAAACAGAUACGCGAACACGCUAUCGCUACGAAUGUAGCAAAGACGUUCGAUUUCACUGCUUCUACGUCCUCAUCUGAUCGUGGAAGGAUAGCAUUUCCAUCUACGUCCGCAUCUCCUCUCGAAGGAACAUCAGCUGCAUCUGUAUCAGAAAUUGAUCCCAGAAAAAUGUCAUCUUUAUCCCCUGUGUUUAUCAGACGGUUUAAAGAAAAAACUAUAUCUGAAGACAGGGGAGAAUCUACCGGUCUGCUUCAUGAAAUGCGAGUAUCGACCAAUCAACUUAAUGAAAUGCGCAAGAAAGUCAUCGACAAACUUGCCAACAAGAGUUCUGAACCGAGUGAUGUAACUUGCAUAUGGGACUAUGCCGGCCAACUUGAAUAUUUCAUUACUCACCGAAUUUUUAUUACAGAUGGAAAUUCUUAUGGAGUUGUUUUCAGUUUGGUAGAUGCUUUGGAUAAGCUGGCAAAAAGAAGAGAUCCCAAAAAAGGACAUUUUGAGAUGACAAAUCUGCAAAUGAUCAUAUUUUGGAUAAGGCUGAUAUAUGAGUAUGCUGUACUGCUACGUGGCUCAGAGGAGAAACCUUUGAUCAAUGGAAUUAUAGCAUCUCCGACGAUUAGUCUGAUUGGGACCUCUUAUACACAUCUAGAUGUUGAUGACAUGUUCGACAGAAUAUUUAAGGAGCUCGAAGGAACACCAUACGAACGUCACGUAGAUCGUGAGAGGUAUGCCGUAGACAACACCACAGCACUGGAUGAAGGGAUUCAAAGACUGAAAAUAAAAGUAGGCGGUUUCAUGAAGUCAAUGGCAAGAACUGUUCCAUUAAAUUGGAUGGACUUCCAAAUUGAGGUACAAGAAGCCGGGAAAACAACUCUGCGCAUGUCUUUAGAUAAGAUCGCUAAGAUUGCUGAUCAAUGUGGUAUAAAUGAAGACAACGUCAUCCACGUCCUCAAUUACCUUAAUGAUCUUGGAAUCAUCCUGUAUUCGCCCACUUAG
Molecule: messenger RNA, 1745 nt
Organism: Anneissia japonica
Lineage: Eukaryota; Metazoa; Echinodermata; Crinoidea; Comatulida; Comatulidae
Exons: 11
Coding region: 198-1745 (515 amino acids)
Source: RefSeq, a predicted model, not a curated record